This is a messenger RNA of Brettanomyces bruxellensis, 714 nucleotides long. RefSeq lists its product as uncharacterized. Bases 1 to 714 code for a protein of 237 amino acids. Lineage: Eukaryota; Fungi; Ascomycota; Pichiomycetes; Pichiales; Pichiaceae. The transcript has a single exon. Gene Ontology annotation, biological process: regulation of transcription by RNA polymerase II. Gene Ontology annotation, molecular function: DNA-binding transcription activator activity, RNA polymerase II-specific; RNA polymerase II transcription regulatory region sequence-specific DNA binding. Gene Ontology annotation, cellular component: nucleus. The record is from RefSeq and is a predicted model, not a curated record.
AUGAAAGCACGCUACCAAGAGUCAAAAGAAGAGUCAGAUGGGAUUACGCUGGAAGAUUUUGACUUCAGCGAUGACAAACACGGUGUGGGAAAAAGAGAAGACCAGGAUAGACUUGUUAAAAAAACAGAAAGCACAUCCUCAAGCAGUUCGAAAGACGAUAAUGGCUUGGAGGAGUUCUCAAACAACCAUUUUGUAGUGCUGGACACAGAUGCCAAUCAGGAAGUUGAGAGGGGAAGAAAUGUCGAUGAUGAAGAUGAAAAGAACAAAAAGGAAGAAGGAGAUGAGAAGUCAGCCGGGGCAGGAUCGGAGUCAGAAAGUCCAGAGUCGGACAAGAGCACUGCCACAGAUCAUGAACAUUCAGCCACAAAGAAGAGAAAGAGAGGAGGAAGCAGUUUAAGCGACGAGGAACGUAGGAAAAGAAACACAGAAGCUUCCGCAAGAUUCCGGAUUAAAAGACGGAUGCGUGAACAGGAGAUGAGUGAGCGGCUGACAAAGAUAAGAGCACACAUUGCCGAACUGAAAGUGAAAGAAAAAACACUAAGUAUGGAAAAUGAAUGUCUCAAACGGAUGCUUCUGGGAGAUGCGGCUGUUGGUGCGAUGCUCACGUCGAAAGACGCGUCUGCACAACCGGCCAUUGACACAAUGUCGAAUUACCAGUUGCUAAAUCUGAUGAGACAGAAGUCUGGAGAAGGUUUCCGGAUCACCACUGUGUGA